CUGUCAGGAGCCAGCCACCCCUUGCCACCCCACUGUGACAUGGAUUCAUGUAGCUCUGAGGAAUUCUACCAGGCUGUUCACCAUGCAGAGCAAACCUUCAGAAAGAUGGAGAGCUAUUUGAAACAACAACAGCUUUGUGACGUUAUCCUGAUUGCUGGGGAUCGCAAGAUACCUGCACAUAGACUUGUUCUCAGUUCUGUCUCUGACUACUUUGCUGCCAUGUUUACAAGUGAUGUUUGUGAAGCCAAGCAAGAAGAGAUUAAAAUGGAAGGCAUAGACCCCAAUGCACUGUGGGAUCUUGUUCAGUUUGCAUAUACAGGCUGCCUGGAAUUGAAAGAAGAUACAAUUGAAAAUCUUCUAGCAGCUGCCUGCCUCCUCCAGCUCCCACAAGUAGUAGAGGUUUGUUGCCAUUUUCUAAUGAAGCUUUUGCACCCAUCCAACUGUUUGGGAAUACGAGCAUUUGCUGAUGCGCAAGGAUGCACAGAGCUUAUGAAGGUGGCUCAUAACUACACCAUGGAAAAUAUAAUGGAAGUUAUAAGAAAUCAAGAAUUUUUACUUCUACCAGCUGAAGAACUCCAUAAACUUCUUGCUAGUGAUGAUGUGAAUGUUCCUGAUGAAGAGACCAUUUUCCAUGCCUUAAUGAUGUGGGUGAAGUAUGAUAUGCAGAGGCGAUGCAACGACCUAAGCAUGCUACUUGCUUAUAUCAGAUUACCACUUCUUCCACCUCAGAUAUUGGCUGACCUAGAAAACCAUGCGCUUUUUAAGGAUGACCUAGAGUGCCAGAAGCUUAUUCUGGAAGCCAUGAAAUAUCAUCUUUUACCAGAGAGAAGAACUCUCAUGCAAAGCCCAAGAACUAAGCCUAGAAAAUCUACAGUUGGGACACUUUAUGCUGUUGGAGGAAUGGAUAACAACAAAGGUGCUACAACUAUUGAAAAGUAUGAUCUCCGAACAAAUAUAUGGAUUCAGGCUGGAGUAAUGAAUGGCAGGAGGCUUCAGUUUGGUGUUGCUGUCAUAGAUGACAAGCUGUUUGUCAUUGGAGGCCGAGAUGGUUUAAAGACAUUAAACACUGUUGAAUGUUACAAUCCAAAGACCAAGGCCUGGACUGUGUUACCACCUAUGUCAACACAUAGACAUGGCUUAGGAGUUACAGUGCUUGAAGGGCCUAUUUAUGCAGUGGGAGGACAUGAUGGUUGGAGUUAUUUGAAUACAGUUGAGAGGUGGGACCCUCAAAGUCAGCAGUGGACAUUUGUGGCAAGUAUGUCAAUUGCCAGAAGCACUGUUGGAGUAGCAGCAUUAAAUGGCAAGUUAUAUUCAGUUGGAGGUCGGGAUGGAAGUUCAUGUUUGAGUUCAAUGGAAUAUUAUGAUCCUCACACGAAUAAAUGGAAUAUGUGUGCUCCUAUGUGUAAGAGAAGAGGAGGUGUAGGAGUGGCUACAUGUGAUGGCUUUCUUUAUGCAGUUGGAGGCCAUGAUGCUCCUGCUUCUAACCAUUGCUCUCGACUGCUGGACUAUGUAGAAAGAUAUGAUCCAAAAACUGAUACAUGGACAAUGGUGGCUCCACUGAGUAUGCCUCGAGAUGCUGUUGGUGUUUGUCUCCUUGGUGACAAAUUAUAUGCAGUAGGUGGCUAUGAUGGUCAGACAUAUUUGAACACUAUGGAAGCAUAUGACCCUCAGACUAAUGAAUGGACACAGAUGGCUUCCUUAAAUAUUGGAAGAGCUGGUGCCUGUGUUGUAGUCAUCAAACAGCCAUGACUUUGUCAGCACUGCUUGGGAUUUUACUGACUGUGAAAUGAUUAUUUUUCUAUGAGACAACGAGAACGAUAACUUCACAAGAACAAGGAUUUACACAGUGAAUACUCACUUGAUCACAAACUUGAAGGAGCUGGAAGUGAGAAAGAUUAAGUAUUUAUGCCCUAUAAAUUCAUCAAAACAGUUCACAGUCAGUGAACAAGAGAAAAAUACCCCAGACUGUUUUAGGCGUAAAUAUGUGAAUGUGGAGUAGUAAGUUCAGGUACUGUUCUCGUUUAUGUGUCCUGGAGAACUGGAUAAUCAAGGGAAAGCUCUACA
This is a messenger RNA of Acanthisitta chloris (rifleman), 2064 nucleotides long. RefSeq names its product kelch-like family member 1 (gene KLHL1). Bases 40 to 1749 code for a protein of 569 amino acids. Gene Ontology annotation, molecular function: protein binding. The record is from RefSeq and is a predicted model, not a curated record. NCBI's taxonomy places the organism in Eukaryota, Metazoa, Chordata, Aves, Passeriformes, Acanthisittidae. The transcript is spliced from 10 exons.